Impatiens glandulifera is the source of this 2310-nucleotide messenger RNA. RefSeq names its product probable methyltransferase PMT14. The record is from RefSeq and is a predicted model, not a curated record. Gene Ontology annotation, molecular function: methyltransferase activity. The transcript has 7 exons. Bases 308 to 2137 code for a protein of 609 amino acids. Gene Ontology annotation, cellular component: endosome; trans-Golgi network; cytoplasm. Lineage: Eukaryota; Viridiplantae; Streptophyta; Magnoliopsida; Ericales; Balsaminaceae.
UAACUGCGAACGUACUCUUUAUCUUCCUUCCUAGGUCAAUGGUGUGAAUACCCUAAAAUAGACUGAAAUACAGACUUAGAUCUCAAUUUCUCCCCCACCCUUUCUCUCUCUCUCUCUCUCACUUUCUCUACUUUAUGGGCGCCACUCUGUCAAGCAUAUGGUGUCCAUUCACUUGCCAUUUAUGACACUCUAAGGGACAACAAGUGUGAUCUAUUGGGGAGCUUGAGCUCUGGAUCGGCUCCAUUAUCCGAUACCCACCACUGUCAAGCUUCCACUUACAGUUCCUGACUUCUUUCUAAGGCUUAUCAUGGGUUCUAAGAAUAACUUAUUGAAUAACCGAGGACGUAGCCCGCUGUCUAUAUUCGUUGUUCUUGCUCUAUGUUGUUUCUUCUACCUAUUAGGCGCAUGGCAGAAUGGUGGAUUUGGAAAGCAAGAUAAAAUGGCCUUUCAAAUACCCAAAAGUUCUGAUUGCAAUAUAAUUCCAAAAGCUCUAGACUUUGAGCCUCAUCAUAAAAUUCUACAUAUCUCGGAAUCUGCGGAGCCAAAAGCCAAAAUAUUCAAGCCUUGCGAUUCAAAGUAUGCUGAUUAUACUCCUUGUCAAGAACAAGACCGAGCUAUGACCUUCCCUCGAGAAAAUAUGAUAUACAGAGAGAGGCAUUGUCCGCCCAAUUCAGAAAAGUUGAAGUGUCUGAUUCCAGCACCAAAGGGAUACACAACCCCAUUUACGUGGCCAAAAAGUCGAGAUUAUGUUUAUUAUGCUAAUGUUCCUUACAAAAGUUUGACAGUUGAGAAGGCUGUCCAGAACUGGGUUCAGUUUCAGGGUAAUGUGUUUAAAUUUCCAGGUGGAGGAACAAUGUUUCCUCAAGGUGCAGAUGCGUAUAUCGAUGAAUUAGCGUCGGUUAUUCCCAUCAAAAGUGGCGCUAUAAGAACUGCACUGGACACUGGUUGCGGAGUUGCGAGCUGGGGGGCAUAUAUGUUGAAGAGAAAUGUGUUGACAAUGUCAUUUGCACCUAAAGAUAACCAUGAAGCGCAGGUUCAGUUUGCUCUAGAGCGGGGUGUGCCAGCUAUUAUUUCCGUUUUGGGAUCCAUACAACUUCCCUAUCCGGCAAGAGCAUUCGAUAUGGCUCAAUGUUCUAGAUGCCUAAUUCCGUGGGCCUCAAAUGAAGGAACGUAUCUAAUGGAAGUUGAUCGAGUGCUCAGACCUGGUGGAUACUGGGUCUUGUCUGGCCCGCCAAUUAAUUGGAAGACCUAUUAUAAGACGUGGAAACGAACAAAGGAGGAGUGUAAGGCAGAACAAGAUAAAAUUGAAGAGUUGGCUGAGCUUCUUUGCUGGGAGAAGAAGUAUGAAAAAGGAGAUAUUGCGAUUUGGAGGAAAAAGAUAAACGCAAAAUCCUGCAGAAGGAAGUCUGCAACCAUUUGUGAAGCCAGGGACGCCGAUGAUGUUUGGUACAAGAAAAUGGAAUCAUGCAUAACUCCCUUGCCCAAAGUUGUGGAUGGUAAGGAAGUAGCUGGAGGUGAAUUGAAGAAAUUUCCAGAUAGAUUGUAUGCUGUUCCACCGCGAAUAACAAAAGGAUUGGUUAAAGGAAUAUCUGUUGAAUCUUACGAAGAGGACAAUAAAGUAUGGAAGAAACAUGUAAAAGAGUACAAAAGGAUUAAUAGGUUGCUUGGAGGUACAAGAUACCGAAACAUUAUGGACAUGAAUGCUGGCCUUGGUGGUUUUGCAGCUGCCCUUGAUUCUCCAAAACUAUGGGUGAUGAAUGUUGUGCCAACUAUUGCUCAGAACACCUUAGGCGUUAUUUACGAGAGAGGUCUCAUGGGCAUAUAUCAUGACUGGUGCGAAGGAUUCUCGACGUAUCCUAGAACAUAUGAUCUUAUUCAUGCAAAUGGCUUGUUCAGCUUAUAUCAAAACAGAUGCGAAUUGGAAGACAUACUGUUAGAGAUGGAUCGAAUCCUGCGGCCAGAGGGUACUGUCAUAUUUCGAGACGAAGUGGAUGUUCUAAACAAGGCGAAGAAAAUAGCGGAAGGAAUGAGAUGGGAGAUGAAACUAAUUGAUCACGAGGAUGGACCAAUGGUCCCCGAAAAGAUAAUGGUGGCUUACAAACAGUAUUGGGUUGGUAAUACCACAUCUGAUGAAUGAAGAAGACAUUCAUUUCCUUUUGUCUAUAUAUAUAUAUAUAUAUAUAUAUAUUUAUUUACAAAUUUAAUUAUGCAUAAUGGUAUGAAAGAUUAAAUCUUAUGAUGGUGAUAAUUAUUAAGUUUAACUGAGGAUCUGAUAUUAGUGUUAUAUAUAUUAUUGUAAAGUUUAUUUUA